Molecule: messenger RNA, 1293 nt
Organism: Filobasidium floriforme
Lineage: Eukaryota; Fungi; Basidiomycota; Tremellomycetes; Filobasidiales; Filobasidiaceae
Product: putative aspartate-semialdehyde dehydrogenase
Exons: 4
Coding region: 74-1186 (370 amino acids)
Biological process (GO): L-threonine biosynthetic process
Molecular function (GO): NADP binding; protein dimerization activity; aspartate-semialdehyde dehydrogenase (NADP+) activity
Source: RefSeq, a predicted model, not a curated record
CAAUACCUGGUCUAGCCGGUCUCUGAAUCCUUGAACAAGACUGUCCCAGAUAUCUGCGCAUAACUCAAACACAAUGGUCUCCGCACCUCAAAACAAGAUCAAAGUCGGUGUACUUGGAGCUACCGGCACCGUCGGACAGAGGUUCAUCGAGCUCCUUGCCCCUCACCCAUAUUUUGAGCUGCAUGUCCUCGCCGCCUCCUCGCGGUCCGCCGGACAGGAAUACGCCAAGAUUGUGAAAUGGAAACUCAACACUCCCAUCCCUGAAAAGGUCAAGAAGAUGGUCGUUCAGGAGUGCAGCAAGGAUGCACCGGGAAUGAAGGAUUGUGGUGUCGUUUUCAGUGGGCUGGAUCAUGACGUAGCUGGUGAUAUCGAGGCAUCUCUUCGACAAGCCGAGCUCGUCGUCUUCUCAAACGCCAAAAACUACCGACGAGAUCCCAUCGUCCCUCUUGUCGUUCCGCUCGUCAACCCUUCGCACUUUUCCGUCAUCGAGCACCAACGUGCCAGCCUCGGUCUGCAAAAGGGUUACAUCGUCUGCAACGCCAACUGCUCGACCACUGGAGUUGUCGUCGCUCUGAAAGCCCUGGAGGACAGGUUCGGACCCUUGGAGACCAUCAUGUGCACCACGAUGCAGGCCAUCUCGGGCGCGGGAUACCCGGGAGUCUCCUCGUUGGACAUCCUGGACAAUGUCGUCCCUCACAUCGGAGGCGAGGAGGAAAAGAUCGAAUGGGAAACUGCCAAGAUCUUGGGGGGCGUCAACGAGGACCAAAAGGGUUUCGACUACCACGCUUCGCACCCGCUCAAGAUCUCGGCAAACUGCAACCGUGUCCCCGUCAUCGACGGCCACCUCGCCUGCGUCUCUGUCAAGUUUUCCAAGCAGCCUGCACCUUCCGUCGAAGAGGUCCAAAAGGCCUUCCGGGAAUUCACCUGCGAAGCUCAGACCUUGGGCAAGGAUGUCUGCCCCUCGGCACCCGAACGAGCUAUCGUCUACCACGAUGCUCCGGACAGGCCUCAGCCUCGUUUGGACCGUGACCUGGAGAACGGCGCUUGUGUGAGCGUAGGAAGGCUAAGAGAGUGCAACGUCCUGGAUGUCAAGUUUGUGACCCUCCUAGACAACGUCAGGCUGGGAGCUGCCACCAGUAGCGUCAUCAACGCCGAGAUUGCGGUUGCCAAGGGGCUCAUUGUAUAAAGAAGCGAAGCAUCUAAUAGCACGUAAAUUUUCCGUUGUAGAUGCGAUUCAAAUGUGAGCGGGGAACAACAGCAUCAUUACAUCAGUACAUCAUUGCGUCACUUCGA